Molecule: messenger RNA, 1144 nt
Organism: Branchiostoma floridae (Florida lancelet)
Lineage: Eukaryota; Metazoa; Chordata; Leptocardii; Amphioxiformes; Branchiostomatidae
Exons: 3
Coding region: 244-1059 (271 amino acids)
Source: RefSeq, a predicted model, not a curated record
GAAUGGGAAGGAACAAGUGCUAUCAGCAAUGAUGUAAAAGUGGAAGGAACUAGUGAGCCUGCUGCAUGGUUCUACAAGCCAGAAUUCAGUACUGAAAGAUCCCAGCUUGAGGUAAGCUGCAUUGAUGGUGAUCAUCUUCUCACCAGGUGGAGAGCACAUUGUGCGAGAGGCAAUGUGAAAGGACUGAAAAGGGAUGCAUGGAUCCAAGUAGCCAAGGACAGAUCAACAAGCCUUAACAUCAGUAUGGUUGAAGACAUGCUAGAUGCUCAAAGUGUUCCCAUCGCAUGCAUAUUCUUUAGUAGUGAGGUUCAAGACAAGAUGGUGCAGCUGGGUUUUUCUACGGAAGCCCUCUUUGUCAGACAUAUCAGAGAAGGCCUGAUCGUGGCGCAUGAUCAGCCCGGCAUCUCUGCCGCAGAAAGAGCAAACAUGCGAUUCAGACUAAGAUCGUUCCUGAUGCAUGGAAUAAGCUUCCACACCUUUCCACCGCCAGGAAGGUACAUAUACAGUGCUGCGAUAGGAUAUCCUUGGCAAAUCUGGGAGGACACAGUUGCAUCAAUAGAAGCACACAUGAUUCUCUACCCGCUCGUAAAACAAGGCAGCUACAACCAGAGGGCAUUCUCCAGUUCCCUUUGCGAGCAGUUCUUCAGCGAGAUGACAGGGGACGACAAGACAGGGCACUGUGGCACACUGACAGCUGUAGAGCUCACUCGACACUUCGGCACUGUCUGUGAGAUACUUGCAACAAGGCUGGAUCCACAUCGCAAGUGGGACAUGAGAACCAAAAAAUCCUCAGUGUACCCAGUCGUGACUGCUGAUCCUGAACAUGACAGCCCCACCAUGGAGAUGGAGCCAUGCCUUUCUCAAGACAAGAAACACAUACGUGAAAUCAAACCAAGGAAUCACAUGUUUGACACUCCACGAACAAGGAAAAGCCAUCGAAGGCAUGGGCAGAUUUCAGGACCGAAUGAGCCAUCCCGAGGAACACGUGGAGUUCGACAGCAUCAUCGUAUUGAUGAAAGCAAGAUGCUACCAUCAACAAGAGCUGGAAUCGAAAUUUAGGACCUGAUAUCCAUACUACUGUUUAGUUUUUCUUUUCCUAUGGUGUUUUACUCUGAGUGUUAUCACUUAGCAAUGUGCAGUAUAA